CUAAAAAUUCUGUCUUUGCUCCUUUUUUUUUCGUGGCUUAUACCUUUUUCGAUCUUUCGCUGAAAGGGCAGACGGAAUCAAUCAUGAGAGGAACAAAACGUCUCGCCACAUCGUCGUCGGAGCUGGCGCCGGAGUCCAAUGAGACGAAUAUGCGGACUAAAAGGGCAAUGGGAUCCUUUUUUGAUGUUCACAAGGCAGAAACAUCGCAGCAGCCGUUAACAACUGCAACCCCAUCAUCAUUGGAUGUGCUGCGGGCUGAGUCCUCUCGACAGCAUGUGAGAGCUCUCAAUUCCCAAUUUGCCAGCUGGGUGCAAACACAAUUUAAGAAUCACCCUGAUGAACUUUGGGAAGAUGGACUACGUGACUAUCUUGCUCAUGCAUCCAGUAUCAUGGAAAAGUUCAGUGAUGUAGUCAACUGGUUAAAGGCAAAUGCAGCCAAGGGAGGACCUGGUGCUGAAUCUUCUGCCAGUGACAAAAAAUCAUCACCUGAAACUAAUAAGAGAAAUGAGAACAAUUUAUCUAACGAGAAAGCACCUUCUUUUGCUUCAACAAGUGCGAGCUUUACUACAGCUGCAUGGCCAUCUACCAUAUUCUCCAACAACCAAAGCUCCGGAGCAGUGUCUGUUAGUAAAAACUCUGGCUCACUUCUGUCAAAUAGCCAAAGCUCUGGAAUGUUCUCUGGUAGCCAAAGCCUUGUCUUACCUCCAAACAGUCAAACCUCUGGAUUGUUAUCGAGCAGUAGUACUGGGAUUUUCUCAAAUAGCAAGUUGGGAUCCUUGGCCAACAAUCAAAGUGCUGGUUUGUUCCCCAAAAAUCAAACCCAAAGUUCCGGAUUACUAUCAAAUAGUCAAGGUGCUGGGUUAUUUUCAAAUAGCCAAACCCCAACUUUUGGGUCACUAUCCAAUAGCCAAGGUGGUAAUCUAUUAUCGAGUAGCUCCGGCCCUACAUUGUUUUCAAACAGUCCAAGUACUGGGUUCUUUUCCAGCAGUCCAAGUAGUGGAUUGUUUUCUGGGAGUCCAAGUUCUGUGGGAGGGUUUGCCAGCACGCCAGCUCCUAUCUUGUUUGGUGGUCAAAAUUCAGACACCACAAACAAUAAUGCUUCAGAUGAAGCAGAUGAUGGAGAUGAAUUGCCGAAGCCUGGCAGUCCAUCAGUGAAGAAGGUUGAGGAGAAGGGUGUUGUCGUUGUCUAUCAAGUCAAGUGCAAACUCUAUGUCAAGUCAAUUGAUCCUGCAGAUAAAGACACAUGGAAGGACAAAGGACCAGGGCAGCUUUCUAUAAAAUGUGCCGAGGGUGUCAACAAGGGGACGAAAGAAUCAAACCCAACUCUUAUAAUUCGUAAUGAUUUGGGGAAAGUCCUGCUAAAUGCUUUGCUGUACCCAGGAAUCAAGACGAGUUUACAGAAGAAUUCAGUGGUUGCCAUAUUUCAUGUGGCGGCUGAUGAUUCUGGCAGCGACGACAGUGUUGUGGCAAGGACAUUCUUGAUCCGAACAAAAACAGAGGAUGAUCGGGACAAACUAGCAACAGUAAUCCGGGAAUACGCACCUGAAUCAUGAAUGUAGCAGUGUGUACAUCACCACCAUGAUCUCUUCUUUGGCUAUUAAGGUUUCGCAGUUUUGCAGUGGAUUGUGCUUGUUAAAGAGGGAGAAUAGGAAAGGAAAGAACCUCAAGAAUAAUAAGGGUCAGUUAAUUUAAAUUAUUUUCUCUGUACUUUUUUGCUCAUUUGAAACCUCAUGGAGAUUAGUUGUACUAUGAACAUGUACCAUAUGACGAAUGAUAAGAAAGGCUUUUGACCCUU
This is a messenger RNA of Linum trigynum, 1795 nucleotides long. The record is from the annotation of a GenBank genome assembly. Lineage: Eukaryota; Viridiplantae; Streptophyta; Magnoliopsida; Malpighiales; Linaceae.